This is a messenger RNA of Salvia miltiorrhiza (redroot sage), 1698 nucleotides long. RefSeq lists its product as uncharacterized. Gene Ontology annotation, cellular component: SMN complex. Gene Ontology annotation, biological process: spliceosomal snRNP assembly. NCBI's taxonomy places the organism in Eukaryota, Viridiplantae, Streptophyta, Magnoliopsida, Lamiales, Lamiaceae. The record is from RefSeq and is a predicted model, not a curated record. Gene Ontology annotation, molecular function: protein binding; RNA binding. The transcript has 7 exons. Bases 533 to 1582 code for a protein of 349 amino acids.
AAGUAAACCAAGCACCUUCCUAAGUAUUAGGCUUCUUGCAUUAUUAUAGUUGUGCCAGUUCCUUAUUAAAUUAUUUUUCUUCCUCUGAAGUUCUACUGAAAUUGACUAAUAAAUUUGAUCAUGGUUGGCUGGGAUCCGCGCAGAAGCUCAAUGGAUUCAUAAUCAUAUAUUAGGGUUUCCCACCUCCGUGCAUCACCGUCAAUACAUACAUAUAUUGACAAUUAUGGGUGCUGCUUCAUCUUGAUCUGUAAUAACUUCGUUCUUUUUAGUUUAUUAAAUCGAAUACGUAUAUACCCAAUAGACAAAAGCCUUUCUUUUUUUAUGUCAGAAACCACAUUUCUUUUUUCCUUCCUAUUGUGAAUUUGAAUCAGACAAUUGGGCGUGAAAUUUUGAUGCCAAUUGUCAAUUUUUGAGCUUCAAUUCUCGAAUUCUGGGAAUUGGGAUCGGGGACUUGGGGUUUCUAGACACUGAUUUGGAUAGAGAAUCUCUUUGGUGUUUUUGAUUGGGAAGGUAGAGUUUUUUGUGUUGAAGAAUGGAUAAGAAGAAGGUUGUAGCUCCAUUGGUCUGUCAUGGGCAUUCUCGGCCCGUUGUCGACUUGUUCUACAGCCCGAUAACGCCUGAUGGUUUCUUCCUUGUUAGUGCCAGCAAGGAUUCCUCACCAAUGUUGAGAAAUGGAGAGACUGGAGAUUGGAUUGGAACCUUUCUAGGGCAUAAAGGUGCAGUGUGGAGUUGCUGCCUAGAUAAACAUGGUUUGCGUGUAGCAACUGCAUCAGCUGAUUUUUCUGCGAAGUUGUGGGAUGCGUUAAUCGGGGAUGUUUUGCAUUCAUUUGAGCACAAGCACAUUGUCCGUGCUUGUUCCUUCUCAGAGGAUACUCACCUGCUGCUAACUGGAGGAAUGGAAAAAGUUCUUCGUAUAUUUGAUUUGAAUCGUCCCGAUGCACCACCCAGGGAAAUUGAAAAAUCUCCUGGUUCAGUUAGAACUCUUGCUUGGCUCCAUAGUGAUCAAACAAUUUUAGGUUCUUGUACUGACAUGGGUGGGGUGAGGUUAUGGGAUGUGAGAACUGGCACGAUUGUUCGAACACUUGAGACAAAGUCUUCUGUGACCAGUGCUGAAGUGAGUCAAGACGGCCGCUAUAUAACAACUGCUGAUGGAUCAACCAUUAAGUUCUGGGAUGCAAACCACUUUGGUUUGGUCAAGAGUUAUGAUAUGCCCUGCAUAAUGGAGUCGGCCUCAUUGGAGCCGAAGUUUGGCAACAAGUUCAUUGCAGGUGGAGAAGAUAUGUGGGUCCAUGUAUACGACUUCCACACUGGAGAAGAAAUCGGGUGCAACAAGGGGCACCAUGGUCCGGUGCAUUGCGUUCGUUUCUCACCCGGAGGUGAGUCUUAUGCCUCUGGAUCUGAAGACGGGACUGUUAGGAUAUGGCAGACCGGUCCACUGGAUCAUGCUGAACCAGAGAGUUCAGCUGCCAAUGGGCCUUCGCAGGGUGUGAAGGCUGUCGUGAACGAGGUUACACGACAAAUGGAGAUGGCGCUGGUUGUCGAUGACAAGACCGCCUUCGCCGAAACAACGAUUGCCAACUGAAGUGAAGGCAACGGAGGCUGGACUAGGCUUGUCUAGUGUUAAUAGUUUUGCCUGAUGUAACAUUGUCUAAUGUUUUGAGGGAUUCAUCUUUUUGGAAUAAGAAUGAGCUUCUAUCA